This is a messenger RNA of Ictalurus furcatus (blue catfish), 10457 nucleotides long. It is a transcript of the gene adgra2, whose product is annotated as adhesion G protein-coupled receptor A2. NCBI's taxonomy places the organism in Eukaryota, Metazoa, Chordata, Actinopteri, Siluriformes, Ictaluridae. The transcript has 19 exons. Gene Ontology annotation, biological process: sprouting angiogenesis; positive regulation of canonical Wnt signaling pathway; cell surface receptor signaling pathway. Gene Ontology annotation, molecular function: G protein-coupled receptor activity; protein binding. Bases 3126 to 7262 code for a protein of 1378 amino acids. Gene Ontology annotation, cellular component: Wnt signalosome; plasma membrane. The record is from RefSeq and is a predicted model, not a curated record.
AAUGGUUAUAAUGGGAAUUGUAUUGGUUUUAAUGGAAACUAUAAUGGUCCUUGUGGGUCUCUACUGGUAAUGUGUUCUAUUGGGUUCAACUGGUGGAAUGUUUAUGUCUAGUGGAAACCGAUACAAACCACUAAAUCCUAAUAGAAUAUGGCCUAAAACCUACUAUAUUUGUUAGUGGUUUUAAUGGUAUUUGUAGUGGAAACCAUUAGAAUGUCGGUAAUAGUUUCUAUUGUUUUUGCGAUGGAAUUAUACAGUUUUGGGUGUACUUAAUUAUAAUUAUAUGGUAUUUAUAACAUUUAUAAGCAGUAAUAUCAUACUAUCAUAUUAAUAGUAGUUUUUUUUUUUUGCUAGUAAAGAUAUUGUAAUUGACAGUGUUGUGUAUAUUCGUAUGUUUGCUUGUUUAAAUAAUUCGAUUUUAUUUGUAUUGGGCUUUUCAAACGUUUUUGGAGGGUCCAAAUCUUUAGGAAAUCCGGGUUGGACCAUUCACAAGCGCACUGGACAUCUUUACAUAUGUCCCAUGUCUUCCAACACACACCCUACACCUUAAUUAAAUCAUUCGGUUCUAUCCGCUUGUGUUUGAGGCCGUGAGAAAUAGGCACGUGAGGAAGCUGUGUGUAUCUGACUUCGCUCCUUAUCGGUUUGUUACAUGUAUUAGAUUUCCUCUUGUUCUCACACUCCAUGUGCAUUGUACACACUGGAGCCAAGCAUUAAUUCAGUAUUGGAUGGUUCGGUCGCACGCGAGGAUCCAGCAAGGUGCUGUGAACAACUAGCAGAUGUCCAGCUGGGUCAUAGUGCCUGAAUCCUGAGACGAACAUUACGAUCUAAACUGAGUAGCUAAGUUCGUGCAAUUGAGAGCAGUUUUGUUGGGGGUGGGGGCUAGUGAGUAUUAUUAUAAGGUCAUUAGAAACUGCUAAAACAGUCCCGCUGAGCGAGACCAGUGCACACAUCUACACUGCAGGAUUUAGUCAGUGUGACCCUCUGGCAUUAUUAAUGUACAGCCGCUGGGGUGUGUGUGUGUACGUGCAUGUGCGCGCACGUAUAGACAGUGAAUUUCCAAUUCUGGGGUUUAAAACUAUACAUCAUGUUUUGCACACUCUUUUGUGCUUGUAGUUUGUUUCAUGUUUAACCCCAGAUAUGUUUUCUGCAUGAUGAGGUUUUCUUCAUGACACUGAUGAUGAUGUAGAAAACAUGUCUGGGGUUAAACAUGAAACAAACAUUACAAUGUUAAACAUAGUUAUGUGAGGAUUUGACUCGAUAUAAUGCUCAAAAUCACUGCAGUGUUUUCUCUUCUCUGGUAGCUCUGACAAAUCAACUGUUAGAACAGGAAGCGCCAUGACAAGCCCAUCACUGUUUUCUUUCUUUCUUGCUUGCUUACAUACAUGUUUUCCUUCUUGUUUUCUUCCUUUGUUUAUUUUUCUUUUUCUUUCUUGCUUGCUUGCGUUCAUUUCUUUUCUCUUCCUUCCUUCCUUCUUGUUUGGUUCCAUGCUUUCCUUCUUGUUUUCUUGUUUUUCUUCCUUUCUUUCUUGCUUACACCCAUGCUUUGCUUCUUGUUUUCUUACUUGUUUAUUUUCUUUCUUGCUUGUUUUCUUUUCUCUUCCUUCCUUCCUUCCUUCUUGUAUUCUUCUUCUUUGCUUGGUUCUUUCUUUCUUUAUUCUUGCUUGCUUGUUUCCUUCCUUCUUGUUUAGAUCCAUGCUUUCCUUCUUGUUUUCUUGUUUUUAUUUUCUCUCCUUUCCUUCCUUCCUUCCUUCUUGUUUGUUUUCUUCCUUAUUUGCUUUUUUUUUUUUCUUGUUUUCUUUCUUGCUUACACCCAUGCUUUCCUUCUUGUUUUCUUGUUUGUUUUCUUGCUUGAUUUUUUUUCUUUCUGGAUUACACCUAAUGCUUUCCUUCUUGUUUUCUUGUUUGUUUUUCUUCCUUCCACCUUCAUUCUUGUUUGGUUCCAUGCUUUCCUUCUUGUUUUCUUGCUGGUUUUCGUCCUUUUCUUAUUUCUUUCUUUCUUUCUUUCUUAUAGUACGUCUUUAGUAACUUUAAUAAUUUAAUAGAGGAUAUAGAGCAGCAUUUAAAGUCAUUUAAGGCACGUGUAAUUGCCCCACUGUUGUGCUUUUUGAGGGUAUAUGUACAUUUUUGGUACAUUUGGGGAACUAAAGCCUAAAGUGUGAGCGGUGUUUUGAUGAAUAUCCAAAUUUCAAUGACAGCCACAGAAGACACGCCCUAUUUAUUUGGUGUAACACUAUAGUCCAGUAAUCCUUCCUUACUGUUUAGGGGAGAAGUGUGCGAUUGAGGACGCAGCCAUAGUGUUCACGGAGUCUGAAACUCUUUCCAAAGUCGCUCCUGUGCACUAGGACCCUGCGGCGGGUCGCGCGUGCGUGGAGGAAAGGGAAAGGGAAAGGGGAAGGGGAAAGGGGGCGCGCGCGCGCGCUCAGGGCAGUAAGUGAGCUGCGACAGGGUGGCGGAGGAAAAGCGCUACAGGGGUAUUAAGGGGAGUUAAGAUCGACCCGGAGUACCGUUACUCAAGAGCUACACGCUAUGAAGAUUGCACGGACAGUGCGCGAGCGGAGGCUGGAGGGAAACUCAGGCUGCACGCGCACUUACGGGACUUAGCAAGCGCGAUUUAUUUUUAUUUUUUUUUGUGAAUUAACCAAACAAAUGCGGGACCAAGUUCUGCGAAAUCAGGACUCGUGGCUGCUUUCAAACCCGGAGGAACUUUUUAAGUCUUGUCAUCACUUUUGACUUGGACUCGCGCGCGCCGGAGUAGCACUUUUUUCUUUCCUCCAGCUUGAUCUCGUGCCUCACAGCGGAUGCAGAACAUCUUGUGGAAGAUAUUUUGCGCUUGGACAUGACGGAUAAUCGCGCUGCGUUUUCAUGACUCGCGCACUUAGCUGCACGCACUCGGACGCACGAAGGAUUUUCUCACUCAGUGAUGGAGAGACGCGGCCGUUCAAGCUGAGGCGCGCGCAAGUGUCAAAUCAUUGCAGAGGAUAAGCAGCAAGCGCAAACGUUUGAGCAGUGCAGCAGCGCUUUAAUCCUCUGAUCGGACUUGCCGACUUGCUGUAUUUGAAGUGAUUUCACGUGAAAAGGUUCGCGCUGAUGACAUGGGCUGACUUCGUGUCACCGAAAAGGGACCGACGAUGUUGCGACGCAGCGCGCGCGCCUCGUUCCGCGGCCGGCCACUGCUCGUGCUCCUCCUGCUGCUGCUGUUGCUGCUGGGAUUUGCGCGAGCCUGUCGCGAGCUUCUCUCCAGCGGCUGCAGCUGCACGGACGAGCGCGUCAAGGGCCACACGGCGCAGGCGGGCGCGCGCAAACGAGUGAACUGCGCCGGCAAGGAGCUGACGGACACGCCGGAAGCUAGCCUGAUGCCCAACCGGACCAUUUCUUUAAACCUAAGCAACAACCGCAUCCGAGUUCUAAGAAAUGGCUCCUUCGCUGGCUUGUACUUGCUGGACAAAAUCGACCUGAAGAAUAAUCUGAUCAGCACCAUCGUGCCUGGAGCUUUUCAGAGUCUGACCGCAUUGAGAAAACUUGACCUGUCCAACAACCGGAUCGGCUGCCUGACUCCAGAUAUGUUCCAGGGACUCACCAACCUCACCAAACUGAACAUUUCGGGAAACAUCUUCUCUUCACUGGAGCCGAACAUCUUCCAGGAGCUUCCCUCGCUGAAGCUGGUUAACUUUGACUCGGAGUUCCUGUCAUGUGACUGUGGUCUGCAAUGGGUGCCGGAUUUCUUUCGCACAAGUUCAGCCAGACUCGGAGAUGAGACGCUCUGCACGUAUCCCAGAAGGUUCCAGAACAGACCACUGCGAGAACUGAAGGAGAUCGACCUGACCUGUGAAGGCCCCUUGGAGCUGCACACUCUGUUUCUGUUACCCUCACUGCGCCAAGUAGUGUUUAAAGGAGACAGGCUGCCGUUCCACUGUACUGCUGCCCGGGUGGACAAAAUCACCGCCGUACACUGGCGCCACAAAGGCCAAAUUGUCAGUAACAACCCUGAGAAUGGAGUUCUUCUAGAGGAGAGCGUUCUACACGACUGCACUGUCAUCACUAGCGAGCUGAUCUUGUCGAACGUGCAUGUCGAUGCGAGCGGCGAGUGGGAGUGUGUGGUGACGACAGGACGAGGGAACGUCUCGCGCAGUGUAGAGAUCGUGGUUCUGGAAAACAGUGCCACCUUCUGCCCUGAGCAAAGAGUGUCCAAUAAUAGAGGGGAGUUCAGGUGGCCAAGAACUCUGGCUGGAAUUACUUCAUAUCAGUACUGCCUGCAGCUGCGUUAUCCGUCCCUGUCUGGAGGGGGCGCUGUUGAUCAGAAGAGGGCGUCUCGUUACUGUGAUCGCUCUGGUCGCUGGGAGGAAGGAGACUACUCUCAGUGCCUCUACACCAAUGACAUCACCAAUGUCCUUCAUACGUUCAUACUGAUGCCCAUCAAUUCCUCCAAUGCUGUGACGUUGGCACACCAGGUGAGGACAUACACGUUGGAGGCAGCAGGCUUCACGGACACGGUGGAUGUUUUCUAUGUGGCACAGAUGAUGGAUAAAUUCAUGGACUAUCUUGAUCAUUCACGUGAGCUGUCAGAAGUACUGGUGGAGAUGGGCAGUAACCUGAUGCAAGUGGAUGAUCAGAUCUUGUCCCUGGCUCAGAAGGAGAAAAGAGCAUGCAGCUCUAUAGUCUGCUCACUAGAGACCUUAGCAUGGCCACAGCUUCACCCGAAUGCCCAGUAUCUCUCCAUGAUAUCUCGGAACAUCGUGAUGGAAGCUCACUUGAUACGCCCCGCCCACUUCACUGGCAUGACCUGCACCACCUAUGAAAGACGAGAGAGCUCUGGUGCCAGUGGAUUCGACGCGAUAGACUCCACCCACGAGCAGCAGUUACACUUCCGUUGUACAACAGGAACCCUUAACAUGUCACUCAACGCUUUCCCUUUAAAGAAUGCUGUAGCACUUGCUUCGGUCUCUCUCCCUCCAUCCCUGUUCCCUCCCAAUGCUCCUACGGACUGUAAACUGCAGUUUGUGGCUUUCCGUACUGGAAGAUUCUUCCCGUUUAUUGGAAACUCCAGCAGCGCAGCUCGCCGGCGGAGCGUGAACACACCAGUCAUCUACGUAGGCCUUGAUGGAUGCACCAUGUGGAACCAGUCAGCUCCAAUCACUGUGUCGCUGCGACACACAUCACCUGGUAACGAUCCAGUGGCUGCACAUUGGAGUCUGCAUUCGCUCAAGCAUCAUGGGAGUUGGAGUACAGACGGCUGUCAGUUAACGCACAGUGACGCUAGCAUGUCAAUGCUACGGUGCACCGUACUCAGUAACUACGCCGUGCUCCAGGAGGUGCCUGAUUUCCCGGGUCUGACUCCUGCUCCUGUGGAAGUGCUCCACCCGGUGGUGUACACCUGCACUGCAGCUCUCCUCCUGUGCCUCUUCACCAUCAUCUUUACAUACAUACUACACCACAGCUCUAUUCGAAUUACUAGGAAAAGCUGGCACACCCUCCUCAACACCUGUUUUCACAUUGCCAUGACGACGGCGGUGUUUGCUGGGGGCAUCACUCUAACUAGCCACCCAAUUGCGUGCCAAGCGGUGGGCAUUGUGCUCCACUAUUCUUCAUUGUCCACUCUGUUGUGGAUCGGUGUCAGCGCGCGGGUGCUCUAUAAGGAGGCCAUGUGGCGGUCUCCACAGCAACCAGAGGGCGAAGCUACAGUAGUACCCACUCAGCGGCCCAUGCUCAGGUUUUAUUUGAUAGCCGGCGGCGUUCCUCUCAUCAUAUGCGGGAUCACUGCAGCUGUCAACAUUAACAACUACGGGGACAACAUUCCUUACUGUUGGUUGGUAUGGCAGCCCAGUAUUGGAGCUUUCUAUGUUCCUGCUGGCCUGGUGAUCCUGGUGACCUGGCUCUACUUCCUGUGUACCAUUGCACGCUUGAGAUGCCGAACGUCCCAGAGUGCCAAGGAACCUCCAUGCUCCUCCUCUGGAUCCUCUCCCUUACCUGAAGCCCAGCCAGCUCUGAAUGGCAGCACUAGCUUACUUUCAACGGACUCUGCAGUCGGCACGGUGCAUGCUGGAACGGUACAGGAGGACCAGUACUCGCUGAAAGUGCAGUUCUUGGUACUGGUGGUGACUCAGUUUGUGUUUUUGCUUCUGUGGUGUUGCGGUGCGAUGGCUAUGUGGCACAUGGACAGAGAGAGGAAGUUGUUCAGCUGCCUGUAUGGAGGAACGGCGACAGGGCUGGGAAUCUUCUUGGUGCUCCAUCACUGCUUCAAACGCUUGGAUGUUCAGGCAGCUUGGCUUGGAUGUUGCCGAGGAUACCAUCGCUCACAGCCGAUUCCAGCCUACAGCCAACCCUGCACCGCCACCGCCGGAGUCCAGAGCACUUCUGAACGGGGCUCGCAACUUUUUAUUGGCUCUCUUCCUCCAGCAGAGCAAAGCAACUACUCUUCUUCUGCCAGAUCAUCCUCCACUCCGAGUGGCACCAGCAGUAUCGGCACUGGACCCUGCAAGCUUACCAACCUUUUGCAGGUGACACAGGACAAUGCCAACAAUGCUACACGUGCUCUGGCAGGCACCAACACCAGCACCAGCACGGAGAACAACACCAACAGCAAACCUGCCAACAACCUGCUGCUGCCCAGUAUUAGCACCACGCUACCUGUUCAGCAGCAACAGCGAAAAAAGACUACUAGUAGAAAUAAGGCAGGAAGUGGCCAGUACCACCACCGGGGGGAGGGAAGGGGACAUUAUCGUCUGAAAGCACUACGAGGGGGUGGGGGCAGUGUAGGUGCCUUGGGCCCACCUGGGGUGGACCAAGUCAACAUUCAUCAAGUUCACAGAUAUGCAUCCAGUGAGAAUGGAAGUCUUCGAAACAGCCAUUCGGAGAGCCAUAAUGGUCCACUGACCAAUGGGAGACACCGUGGAGAAGGACCAGGAACAAGUCCUUCAGAAGGAAGCGAUGGAGGAAGCAGCGGAAGCAGGAAGCCUUUCCCACUUUUGCCCUCUAUAGCAAGUCGGGUUGCAAUGCAGCAGAAUGGACAGAGGCGCAGUGCAAGCAGGGACAACCUUAAAUUGGUCACUGCAGCUGAUAAAGACUUUAAACGAGGUUCCUAUCUGUUGAACACUGACACCAUAACAGUUACCGGAACUGCAAGUGGCACAACCUCAUCAACGCUACCUGCCACAACGAAUGGAAUGCUAAAAGGUUCAGCGAUCGAACUGGACGCAAGUGGAUCGGACCAUUCCCAGGGGUCAGUUGGGAUGAGGCCUGGGGUUUGGAAGAGUGAGACGACGGUGUGAUGGCAACGUAAAUGAACUCUAGCUAAAUCGGCUAGCAUUCUGUGUUUAGGGAAGAACACGGUGAGCAUCAAGAGCCUCACUGCCUCAAUCCCAAUCGAAACGUGUGCUUUCCUCCAGGAUUAGCCUCCCUGACAUUUUAUUUUCAACAAUGUUCAAUGAGCUUCAAACAAUUUGCACCUUCCAGAAACAUCCCAGACCAUUUGCCAGAUAACUACUCAAGUAUUUGUUGAGGUUUUAUGAGGGAUCCUGUACGUUGUGGUGCCAAAUAAAGCAGGGGGGGGGGGCUUGUUCUUUGGGCCUUGUUGUAUUGUUUUAAUUGUUUAAAAAAAAUGAAGGGAUAUACGUAUAUGCAAAAACUGAACCCUUUCCAAAUCAGUAUUUUUCAUCAUGAAAUAGUGCCACAGUAUUUGUUUCUCUGUGAUAUGCUUGUUGUUUAGGAUAUAUCUAACAUGAGAUUUAAAAGCUAUUGCUAAAAAGUGAACACCUUACGGGAUCUGUAAGCUUAAACUUUUUAUCCAUUUUGAUCUAUGCAUACCGGUGGAAAUGGACCACAAACUGCAUUCCGAGUUCAUUUUGCAUUUGUUUGCUUGUUCAACCUUUUUUUUUUUUUUAUAUACUUAAUGUGUUUGUCGUGCUUUGUGUCUGCUGGUUAUUUGGUGAACGUGCACAUGUGAUCAUGAGAGAUGUAUAUGUCAGAAUGUAUGUAUGUAUGUAUGUAUGUAAGAAUGUAUGGAUGUAUUAAUUGACUCUUACAGUUAGUAUUUAGCUCUAUUCCCUUUCCAGCACUGAUAAAUACCUCUUGGCCUUACCUAAUUGUCCCAGUAUUAAGGACUUGCAGUGAGUUCGCUUCCUCUCCAUGUUUUAUUUGUGGAAUACGUAUUGGCACUGGGGGAUGCUGGUCUUUUUCUGCGAAUGCAGGAAAUAACUCAAGUCUGUGUGUUAUUACUGUCCCUCUUCUGUGUCAAAGGCCAAGAUUCUAAUGAAAAACACAGGUCUAGACUGCCCUCUAGCGGAUCACUCAUGCCAUUUAUCAAAUGCACUGCCAAACCAAACAUACCACCAAGUGAUAAAGGCUAUAAAUAGUGAUUUCAUUAUUGUUGUAUAGAAAGAAAUAUAGGUGGAGAAGAAUAUUUUUUUUUUAAUGCAAUCAUGUCUAACAUGGUUUUCCCGUAGCACUUGGAAAAAGUCCACCCUUACUUACACCUAAAUAUAGCACAAACAAUGUAUUAGCAGAUUCAGGGUAUUUUUCUAUUCUUUUUCUUUUUCCUUUUCUUUCUUGUAGUCCUCACUGAUUUUUCUUUCUUUCUGUUGUACUGACAUUUUGUUCACUGCUAAAAUCUCCCUAGUUCCCUCCCGAGUCACUUCAAAUUCAAACAGCCAUCAAGCAAUACCAUGUAGCAGUGUAACGUAGUGUAUAGUACUGUCUAAAUGAGAGCACUUAGAACCAACUGAAGCCAACGUUUAAAAAAAAAAGAAGAAAAGAAAUAGUACCCCUGGUCUCAAAGGGGGAAAACAGUGUUAGUCACAAGACAAUCAUUUCUAUCAUUCAAGUCCUGCAUUAUGCUAAGAAGUAGCUGUUCUUAUUUAUAACAUCAUAUGCAAUUUCAUCUUAUCGACAGGGUGCCGUUUUUAGUUAGUUAGUUAGAUUGUUUGUUUGCUUGUUUUUCACUUCAUAUCUUGAAUCUGUCCGAGUAAAAUUCGCCAGCUCUACUUUUAACACGUUUUCAGGGAUGAUUGACACCAAAGAAGCUUCUUUAAACAUCUUGUUACAGUAUUUGUUACAGCAAGUUUUCUCUCUUCAGACAUCACAAAUUUCCCAAAAGUGUCACAAAUUUGGCAGGCAGUUAUUAAAAGUUUUGUAAUAGCAAUAUUUAUUAUAGCGUACGUCACAAAUAAGAUGUGCUUUUGUUUUAUUGCAUGUUGGACUCCAGUGAAUUUUAUUAGUGACAUGAUGGUGUGUAAAGGGUGAAUAAUCCUUUUAAAAACAGACAUGACUUACUGAGAUUUUUUUUUUUUUUUUUUUUUUAAAUCACCGAACGACUGCAUUAGUUCCAUGGUGUCCAAAUUGAAGUUGAAUGGAAGUGUGAAGUUUAAAGGUGUGUAAAGCUAAUUAUACAAUUAUAAAAUUGUUUUUAAAUGAUGUAUGGACUUGUUUGUGCGCUACGGUUUAACAAGCCAUGUGAUUUUUUUUUUUUUUUUUCCUGUCCCUAUGCAUGAAGUUUUUGGUCAGUAAAAAUUCAGUAGGGUAUUUAUCUAAUAAUGAUUGUUUCUACUGUCAUCUCGAGUUUUUAAAGGGAUAUUUCAUGUUUCGUGUGUAUUUAUAUGUCACUUUGCAUCAAUAUGAAAAUUCUUUUUCAGUUCCAGUAAAAUAUUUGCUGUUUGUGCCUUAUAAAAAUUUCUGAUGCAAAAUAAAGACUUUUUUAAAUGAUUUGGUGGUUUCUUUUCAUUAUUGGGCCUUUUAAGACGUGAAAAUGUAUGCCACAGAUGGAAACCUCUGAAUUAAGAUAGACAGUUUGCAUUCGAUCAGCGGUGCAUGAUCUGCCAAUCGCGCCGCACUUCAUUUGUAUAAUUUUACAUCAUCAUUGCAGUUUUUUUUUUUUUUACUAGGCUAUAGUGCGAGGGUGAGUCAAAUGAAAACCUUAAAAAUGUGACAUACUGUACAGUCCCCUCCUAAACUACUGGAACGGCAAGGCCAAUUUAUUUGUUUGCGUUAAAUAAUGUCAAAGACAUUUGGGUUUGAGAUCAAAAGAUUGAGAUUUCAGCUUUUAUUUCCUGGUAUUUAUGUCUAGAUGUGUUAAACAACUGUGUAGGGGUUUCUUGUUACCCAAGUGUGUCCUGUUAGAUUGAUUGUUUAAACAAUAAAUAGCUCUGAACAUCUACUCUUGGUUUUAGCCUUCCGUUUCACCUGUGGAGACUGAAUUUGCUGUUAAAAAGGAUAAGCCAACAUGAAGCUCAGAGAGCUGUCUAUGGGAGAAAAGCAAGCCAUUUUCAAGCUGAGAAAAGAGGGAAAAAUCAAUCUGAGGCAUUGCACAAACGGUAUAUUAAACUUGCAGUUGCGAAAGGAGAACCGUACUACUGGUCGAUUGUUCUCUAUUGCCAGUUUUACUGUUACCUUAAACCCGAUACACUUUUGUGAUGCCUAUUUGCAAUAAACAAAGCAAAUUUGAAUAUGAAGGUUUUCAUUUGACUCACCCU